Molecule: messenger RNA, 1642 nt
Organism: Coffea eugenioides
Lineage: Eukaryota; Viridiplantae; Streptophyta; Magnoliopsida; Gentianales; Rubiaceae
Product: mediator of RNA polymerase II transcription subunit 4-like
Exons: 2
Coding region: 275-1507 (410 amino acids)
Biological process (GO): regulation of transcription by RNA polymerase II
Cellular component (GO): mediator complex; core mediator complex
Molecular function (GO): transcription coregulator activity
Source: RefSeq, a predicted model, not a curated record
CUUCUUCUUCGCUGCGCCGCUGCGCCGCUUCGCCGCUUCGGUCUUCCCACUUCCCCUGCAAUUGCCAAAAUUGCCUGCCGUCCCUAAUCCCUUAUCCAAACUCCAAUCUUUGAUCCAGUGCUAUUUCCACACUUGCUCAUCGAUCAAUACCCAAUUUCUUCCCGUUAGAUUUUCCUCCAGGAAUUUGGGCGAUAACCAGUUCACUGACCUACCUCACUGUCAAAGAAUAGCGGCUUAAAUUUAGUGUUUUGCUGAAGGUGAAACUAAGUGCAAAAUGCUCCAGAAUGUUCCACAUCAGAUUGUGCAAUCUCCAGCUAGGCUAGGGUUACCAAAUCCAAAUUCACCUUCUCUUCAAAACACUACUCCGGCUAAGUUUGCCUCCCAAGCCCAGCAAUCUCAUCCACCCAAUCAACAGCCAUAUGCAUCAAGCAUUAUUCCAACUUCUUCAACACUUCUUCCUCUCCUUCCCCCUCUGCCAAGAGCUCAGUCUAUUCUUCUGCAAAUGUCCUCACUUGCCUCAAGACUUUUUGAUGUCUCACCUAAUAGGUCGCAUUGGAUUAGCGCAUUUCGAGGUUCCCUACCCUCCUUCUUGUCUUCCCAAUCCCAACCUUUGACAUCAACUGCACCAGAUUCCUACCCUUCUUCCUCCAAAGAAAUUCUCGCUCUUUUCACAAACCUUCAAACUCAGCUAUUUGAAGCUGUUGCAGAGCUCCAAGAAAUUCUUGAUCUUCAAGAUGGAAAACAGAAACUCUCGCACGAAAUCAGGUCAAAAGAUGCUGCAAUUCUUGCACUUGCAAGCAAGCUCAAAGAAGCUGAGCAGGUUCUUGACAACCUUGUGGAUGAUUACUCGGAUUAUCGCCGUUCAAAACGGUCCAAGUCAGAAGAUGUUGCAGAAGAUUCUUCAACCACCACUGUGGCAUCUCAGCUGAAGCUUUCUGAUAUAUUGUCAUAUGCCCAUAGGAUAAGCUACACUACUUUUGCACCACCAGAAUUUGGUGCUGGACAGGCUCCUCUCCGUGGGGCACUCCCACCUGCUCCACAGGAGGAGCAAAUGCGGGCAUCCCAACUGUACGCUUUUGCUGAUCAUGAUGUUGGUUUACCAAAAACAGAUGAGGAUAAGAAGAAAACUAUAGAGCCAUUGAUCGAAACUCCUGUUGGGCAACCAGCAGAGCCAAAUCCACUGGCCAAUCUUGCUGGAAUGCAGGGUCUACUUCCACCUAAUAUUGCUAUGCCAUCAGGAUGGAAACCUGGAAUGCCCGUGGAGUUGCCCAGUGAUCUACCUAUUCUUCCUCCACCUGGUUGGAAACCUGGUGAUCCAGUGGCACUGCCCCCAUUGGAUUCUCUUCCUAUACCUCCUAGAAUUGAAGAGCAACAACCUCAGCAUAUCCCCCCUCCAAUGCUUACAAAGGCACCCGAGCCUAUACAAGUUCGGCAUGUGCAGCUUGACAUUGACGAUGACAGUAGUGAUUAUAGCAGUGAUGUUGGUAGCUCUGACAGUGAAGAUUAGUCCUAGACUCCAGUGCUUUUAUGUCGAUGUAAAUUCUGAAAUGCUACGUAGAACAUCUUUCAAAGAGGAUUGAAGUUGCUAUCUCUAGCCUGUACUUUCUGCUGAUGAAAUUGAAGUUUUAUUAGAAUUCUGCAA